AUGCUUGUGGAAGAUACGCAGAUGACCCGCUCUCUGAUGACGAAGAAAUAUGCGCACUGUCCGCUGAAGAAGCGGCCGGUGCGGGAGGAGCGGCCGGCGACACCGCCCACUACACCACCGCACCCCGCCCACUUGGCUACGCGACUUUACCACGACUAUCAUUAUGAUACUGAAAAUGAUGAACCGGAAAAUCUAAGUACGAAACCAGAAGACCUUUCGAAAACCGGCAACUAUCCUAGUAAAGCGUCUUCGCCACUAUCUGCGGUUACAGUAAAAGUGGAAGCCCGAGAGUGGCAACAACACCAGCUGGACUAUUUGUCGGCUUGUCGUUCUCGCCUCGAGCCUACGCCGCCAUCUACUGAACUCGCUCGUCCCACACCACAGUACGCAUACCUGCCGACUCUCUACACAUACCCUCUGGAAGAGCUCUAUCCAGCAGCUCCUACACUAUCACCGCCAGCACAUCCUCCUCUUUAUUCCCAUUAUUCACCUGCUUCCCCACCUUCAUCUUGUUCACCACCACCUUGUCCUGAAGACCUUCGUUCCCCGGGCUCAGUUUCCUCAGACUCGGGUGUAUCUGUUUCUGCACCACGUCGGCCGCGCUACCAAUGCCCCGACUGUGCUAAGUCCUAUUCAACUUAUUCCGGUUUAUCGAAGCACCAGCAGUACCACUGCGCUGCUGCUGAGGGUAGCCUCGCGCGGAAAUCUUUCAGCUGCAAGUACUGCGCUAAAGUGUACACCUCCCUUGGAGCACUGAAGAUGCAUAUUCGCACUCACACUCUUCCGUGCAAGUGUCAUUUAUGUGGAAAAGCCUUUUCGCGCCCAUGGUUGCUACAAGGACACAUUCGCACACAUACAGGAGAAAAGCCUUUCUCUUGCCAUCACUGUCGUCGCGCUUUCGCUGACAGGUCCAACUUGCGAGCGCACUUACAAACGCACUCUGACGUUAAAAAAUACUCGUGCACCGGAUGUGGCAAGACAUUCUCUCGUAUGUCUCUGCUAAGCAAGCACCUGGAAGGUGGAUGUGGAGCUCCCGGUAGUUCUCCUUAUGAAUACCGGCCUGAAGCACUACCGACUACUCACGCGCACCAAAACCUGCCACCACCUGCUACAGUUCAUGCUUACUAA
Parnassius mnemosyne (clouded apollo) is the source of this 1128-nucleotide messenger RNA. The record is from the annotation of a GenBank genome assembly. NCBI's taxonomy places the organism in Eukaryota, Metazoa, Arthropoda, Insecta, Lepidoptera, Papilionidae.